Molecule: messenger RNA, 1243 nt
Organism: Aedes albopictus (Asian tiger mosquito)
Lineage: Eukaryota; Metazoa; Arthropoda; Insecta; Diptera; Culicidae
Product: 37 kDa salivary gland allergen Aed a 2
Exons: 2
Coding region: 138-1073 (311 amino acids)
Biological process (GO): sensory perception of smell
Molecular function (GO): odorant binding
Source: RefSeq, a predicted model, not a curated record
CUCUUUCAACACUUUGAUUGGUCGUGAAAGCGGCGCUUGCAUUCUCGAUCGGGCACACUUAGUUCCAUUCGAGCAUCGACAAAGAGCAGAUCUGACGUUCGUUGUUUAGGGCUUUCACCGGGCGAAAGCAAUCAGUAAUGGCUAUUGGACUAUCGCCGUUCUGGACGUUUCUGUUGGCGGUCGGAUGUCUGGUAUUGUCCGCAUGUGGAUCGGCUAUUCCCUGUGUGGAAUCGGACUCAGAACCAGUGGCAGCCGGUAGUCUGGAGUGGCAACCUCGCACACCGGAGCAGACUCUGUACGCGUACGUACGAUGUCUUAACGAUUCAUCCGCCAGCAUAGAGCAGAAGAUUAAUUGGGUCAAGUGGCAUCCGGAUACGACCUACGAGAGCCAGUGCUACGUGAAGUGUGUCAGCGAAGAAUUGCGACUCUACGACCCUAAGGAGAAACGGUUCCGUCCGGAAAGGUUUGUCCUACAGGCAGAAUCUUUUUUCAAUGCAGAUCCGGAGCAGCUGGAGGCCCUCAGAACUAAUGCCGAGCCUAUGCUUGCCGGCGUCUUGGAGGACAACUCGUGCGAAUCUGUGUUCAACAAGUAUGCAACAUUCUACGCUGCCCAUCACAGCACAAUUCUGCGCAUGUUUCACGGUGACUAUCGGGAUAUCGGCAAGACCUAUGCCGACCUCGGCGAUCGGGUUAAGCAGAUUGGCCAAAAGUUUGUGGAUUUUUGCGAGAAGCGAACGGACUUCAAGAUGACCGAAGGGCACAGCUGUCCGCCGGAAGCGUUUCUCGAUUGUGUCUUCCGAGGUUUUCGCUGGAUCACCGAGGAAGGCGAAGUGAAUGUCAAUGAAAUCCGUCGUGACUACGAGGCGGCUGGACUGGGCGUAAACCAUAUGGAAGAUUACUGUGGAUCGGCGGCGGCUGGUGCACGGCAGUUGUUCAACUGUUUGCUGGACAAGGGAGGCAGCAAUUUGGGAAUGGUGAUGAUGGACCGAAAUCAGAGGACGGCGUUCUAUUUUGACCUUUCGUCACAGGAGGAGCCAUGGAAAUCGGCGGUUGAUUUUGCGAAUAAUCUCUAAUCAGCGAAGCAGUUAAAUGGUGGUUAAAAAUACCAUGGUGGACUGAUAAGUUAGGCUUUAUUUUUAAUUUCACGAAUGUAAAGAAUGCGUCUACGACAAGAAAGCUCCAAAAAAGCGAUUCUUGUGGCAAUAAUAAAGUGGUCAGAUAUGUGAAACACUUUUGAUAAAAA